This is a messenger RNA of Girardinichthys multiradiatus, 1730 nucleotides long. It is a transcript of the gene qdpra, whose product is annotated as quinoid dihydropteridine reductase a. Gene Ontology annotation, molecular function: NADH binding; NADPH binding; 6,7-dihydropteridine reductase activity. Lineage: Eukaryota; Metazoa; Chordata; Actinopteri; Cyprinodontiformes; Goodeidae. The coding region runs from base 119 to 829 and encodes 236 amino acids. Gene Ontology annotation, cellular component: cytoplasm. Gene Ontology annotation, biological process: L-phenylalanine catabolic process; tetrahydrobiopterin biosynthetic process. The record is from RefSeq and is a predicted model, not a curated record. The transcript is spliced from 7 exons.
GACUGACACCACCUCCUCCUCCUCCUCCUCCUCCUGCUGCUGCUGCUGCUCGCUGUGUGUAUUUCAGCUGCAGCUCCGCCACCCAGCAUCUCACCGCCCAACUACACAGGGAGAAGAAAUGGCCGCUAAUCGGGUCAUCGUGUACGGAGGAAAAGGCGCUCUGGGCUCGAAGUGUGUUCAGCAUUUUAAAUCUAACGGCUGGUGGGUGGCCAGCGUCGACAUCGCUGCUAAUGAGGAGGCGAAUGAAAACGUGAUUGUGAAGUUGACCGAAUCUUUCACCGAGCAGGCAGGACAGGUGACAGCAGAUGUGGCUCAGGUGCUGGGGGAAAACAAAGUGGAUGCCAUCCUGUGUGUGGCAGGCGGAUGGGCUGGAGGGAACUGCAGUUCCAAAGAUUUUUUCAAGAACUCUGAUUUGAUGUGGAAACAAAGCGUGUGGACGUCCACCAUCUCCAGCCACCUCGCCACUCGCCAUCUGAAAUCUGGAGGACUCCUUACCUUGGCGGGAGCAAAAGCUGCUCAGUCAGGCACUGGAGGUAUGGUGGGCUAUGGCAUGGCCAAAGCUGCCAUCCACCAACUGUGUCAGAGUUUGGCAGCAAAAAACAGUGGCAUGCCGGCGGGAGCGGCAGCUAUUACUAUACUACCCGUUACCUUGGAUACACAGAUGAACAGGAAGUUCAUGCCUGACGCAGACUACAGCUCGUGGACGCCGCUGGAAUUCGUUGCAGAAAUGUUCUUUGGCUGGGCCACAGGGGAGAACCGACCCGCUUCAGGAAGCCUGAUGCAGCUUCUGACAUCUGGAGGAGAAACUCAGGCUGUGGCUGCUCAGUAGAGGACAGGGCAGAACUGUGGAGGUGGUUGGUGUCGUAGGGAGAGAAGUAAUGAGGAUUGGUGGAUGCUGAAAUGACGAGAAGGAUCACAAUGACUGCAGACAGAAGAGCAGGAGGAGGGAGAUGGGCACGAAGGCAUAAUGAAGAGUGCUGAGGUAAUGAGGAGAGAAAGUGAUAAAAUAGGGAAGGCACACAGGAGAUGGCCUCAUGGGUUUAAUGUGAAGAAAAGUGGGGGCUUUCUUUGCAAAUGUGGCCUCACAGCUCCAUCUACUUGCAGAAGCUUGCAACUGUUCCUCUGUAACAGGCAAUCCAACUGCAUUAAAUCUCCAGUAAUGGAAAUGCACUGUUGACCAAUGAACCAUCAAGACUUAAUCAGAGUAUUCAAUUUCAUUUAGAAGAACGGUGAUGUGAAAUUGUGCUAAAUCAGAAACAUUGCCACAUACACAGUCAUGUACUGGAGGCUCAUUUGGAGAGGCUGGGGGAUAUUUGUGAGGUCUUACUGUCCUAAUGUUAGCUAUAAAGGAUGUUGUCAAAACAGUCUUGUGGGAAACUGAUGAAAAUUUAAGAGCCAAUCACUAUAAUUCCCGCUGUCUUCAAGUGUGUAUGUUUGCACAUUCAUGCCUAGUACUUGUCUUUCCAUUGUCACAUGUGAGAUGUGUGAACCUUUUAUUUCGCACUGUUCAGUCUAAAGCAGGUCUGACACUUCAGAAACACAAAGUAAGCCGCCGUCUCCUUCCAAAUGAACAAUACCAGUAAAAGUGAUGUGGCCUUAUUUUCUUCGUAGCUUUCAAGAUUGAAAGCGUCCCUUAUGUCAUUGGUGUAAAAGGUGCUCUGAUCCUGCUAUGAGGUUUCUAAGUGUUGCCUUGUGUGUUAAAAUUAACAAUAAAGUGGUCAAAAACUAUA